AUGUCGCCAAGCGACCUAGCACAGCAUACCUUAUGGUGGCAGGGGCCCUCAUGGCUCUCAGGUGAUAUGGUUCGAUGGAGAGAAGCGCUUGUGAUAGAGCAGGAUCUACCAGAGCAGAGGAGCAAGGCUCAUGCUAUGAUGAUUCCUCCGACAAAAGAAGAGACAGAGUUCUUGGUAAGAUACUCCUCGCUAAACAGGCUGUUGAGAAUCUCAGCGUGGUGUCUCCGGUGGCGACCACGGCAAGGUGUCAAGAGAUCCGGGGAGUCUGACAGCAGAGGAGGUGGACCUGGCACUCGUGGCAUGGAUCCAAACAGUGCAGGAUGCCACCUACAAGGAAGAAAUUCAAGCAGUACGGAAGGACAAACUUCUAAUAACAAGAGCUCACUUGUCAAAUUGCAUCCCUUCAUGGAUCAUCAGCAGGGUAUCCUCCGAGUUGGAGGUCGCAUCAAGCAUUCACUGUUGGCAUUUGAUGAGAAACAUCCUAUCCUUCUGCCGAAGAACUCAAUACUGACAAGACUCCUAGUUGACUCUUGUCAUUCAAGGACGCUACACGGAGGUGUGCAACAAACGCUUGCUCUGCUGAGACAGAGAUUCUGGGUACCUGGCGGACGAGUUCUAGUAAAAAGCCACAUUCAUCGUUGUCGACGAUGUAUACGAUGGAGGGCGGCUACGCCACAGCAAAUCAUGGGCGAUCUUCCGGAACCUCGCGUAACGCCUUCACGCCCGUUUCAACACACAGGGGUGGAUUACGCUGGUCCUGUGAUGCUACGGACCUUCCGAGAUCGAGGUCACAAAGCACACAAGGCCUAUAUCGCGGUCUUCGUGUGUCUUAGCACCAAGGCCGCUCAUCUGGAGAUUGUUUCAGACUACACAACGGAAGCCUUCCUGGCCGCUCUGCGUCGAUUCAUCUCUCGACGAGGAGUGUGCCAGGUGAUCUACUCUGACUGCGGUACUAACUUCGUGGGCGCUAACGUCGCUCUUCAUAGUAUGUUCCAGGCAAGCAGCAUGGAGACGCGGCGGGUCAGUCAGGUCAUGACAGAGGAACGCAUACAGUGGCGGUUCAACCCACCUGCAGCGCCGCACUUUGGAGGACUGUGGGAGGCUGCGGUUAAAUCACUCAAGCACCACCUUAGGCACUCGCCAAGUGAUUGGAGACACAACACUUACAUUUGA
Messenger RNA from Cyphomyrmex costatus, 1173 nucleotides. RefSeq lists its product as uncharacterized. Gene Ontology annotation, molecular function: nucleic acid binding. Gene Ontology annotation, biological process: DNA integration. The coding region runs from base 1 to 1173 and encodes 390 amino acids. Lineage: Eukaryota; Metazoa; Arthropoda; Insecta; Hymenoptera; Formicidae. The transcript has a single exon. The record is from RefSeq and is a predicted model, not a curated record.